AUGUUUACACCUGUCGAAACGUCCCUUGGAGCGCUGCUGCUCUUCCAGAGCUCUUCGGGCCUCCUCCUACACAAUGGUGCUGUCUUUGGCAUCUCAUCCCUUCUGUCAGGGUGUGUCUUCAACCCCAGUCACGAUAAUGUUCCCAUCAUCGCGGGCUUGGCCUCCAGUAUAGCCUCGAUCUAUCUGUUUGCGCCAUCUCUGAUACCUAUCUACCCAUCCGCACCGAAUUCGUGGGCAUCCGUUGCUUCCACGCUCGGAACGGGAUUCUUGUUAGGCUGGGGAACAAAGAAUGAUCGUGGGUGCACAUCAGGCCACAUGCUCUGCGGUGUGUCCCGCCUCUCGCCGCGCUCCUUGAUCGCAACAGCUAUCUUCUUCGCCACCGCGCUCCUCACAGCCAACUUUGCCAACGGAGGCCAGAAUAUCCCGCCGUGUCCCACCGGUGUUCCCUGCUACACCCCAACAUAUCCGUCGACGGAGGAGCUCAUAUUCAUGAUCAGCACCGUCGCCCUCACAACCCUGAUCAACUUUGUAAUCGUUCCCCGGUUCCUGCAUCGGUCGAAGAAAUCUAGGACUGUCUUCUCAUAUCUGGCCGGCCUGCAGUUCGGUCUGGGCCUGUUCAUCACCGGAAUGGCCGAUCCCGCCAAAGUGCUGCGCUUCUUCGCCGUUCUCACAGAUCCAUCUCGGUGGGAUCCUUCGCUCAUGCUCAUCAUUCUUUUCGCCGUCGGCCCAUCGCUUGUGACGUAUCUCAAGGCCGUGAAACCUGUACUCACGAAGGAAGAAGCUGGAGGGAAAGAUGCCGGCAAACCCACCCUGGCGGACAAAUGGAGACUUCCUACAUUAACGGUGGCGGAUAUCGAUUGGCGCUUUGUCACUGGGGCCGUGGCAUUCGGCGUUGCAUGGGGUCUACGAGGUGUAUGCCCAGGACCUGCAGUUUUGCGCUCUAUCCUUCAACCGGCAUGGGGUAUUGUCGAGAUGACUGGGUACAUGUUGGGAAAUCUGCUAUAG
Molecule: messenger RNA, 1005 nt
Organism: Aspergillus clavatus NRRL 1
Lineage: Eukaryota; Fungi; Ascomycota; Eurotiomycetes; Eurotiales; Aspergillaceae
Product: YeeE/YedE family protein
Exons: 2
Coding region: 1-1005 (334 amino acids)
Cellular component (GO): plasma membrane
Source: RefSeq, a predicted model, not a curated record